Messenger RNA from Linum tenue, 1122 nucleotides. Lineage: Eukaryota; Viridiplantae; Streptophyta; Magnoliopsida; Malpighiales; Linaceae. The record is from the annotation of a GenBank genome assembly.
UAAGAGUAACAAGCACACUGCCCAUCUCUUCUCCUCCACCAAUACCUUACCAUCUGGUUUUAGGAGAGAGAGAGAGAGCAGAUUGGGUGGUUGGCUUUUUGGGUAUUUAUACCCCCGACUUCCUUUCCCCAACCUAAACAAAAAAUACACUCCUUCCUUCCUCUCUCAAAUCUCAAUCACCCAAACCCUACCCUUCUCCCAUCCUCCAUCCUUGUGUGGGAAGACUAAGAUCUCUUCUUUUCCCCUUUACUUCCUCUUGUUUGAUGCGAUGGGGUUAGGGUUAGGGUUACAGCUGCAGCACCUAGCCAGUGUUUGCGGGUGGAGCAUCAUCAAGAUUCACAAGACAGUCAGUCAGUCAGUCCACCCACCACCGAAAGCAGCUCAAGAUGAAGGGUUUGUUUGGAGCAACCUAGCUAAGUUGUUUCUGUUGCUGGUCCAGCUGCUGACAGCCACCACCACCCUCACCAGAUUCGAUCAAGAUUUGCCAGCCUUCAUAAUCAGUGAUGGAAAUGUGGUGGUGCUUCUACCUGUUUCAAAAAUCUGUAUCUACGUACAAACAACCGUCAUUCCUCUGAUAAUGAUAAUCACAGUAGCAUAUAUGAAAGAGGCGGCGCUUGCUUGCUUGCUACGUGGGGAGUAAUUGAGAGACAGUAUGAUUAAGGUUUGUUAGACUACACGAUGGACAAAUUCAUUAACUGCAUGUGUUUUCCCCCGCGCCUGCAGAGAGGGAAAUGAAAUGAUCAUGUUUAACAAGAGAUUCCCUCUUCUGAUUGAUUGAUUGAGGCCUCCCAUCUAAUCUGUAUUUAUAUAAGUCAAAACUGUACUUGUUGUAGCAAUGAAGGGCUCAUCGUCUCUUUUUUCUCUUCUUUUAAUUGAUUGCAAUCUAGUGUCCAAUGGUUAAAAGAGGAGUAGCUGGUCUGGUGUAAUCAUCUGCAAACAGAUACGCAGAUCAUGUGCAGACAUGACAAGAGAUGUGUUGGGAUGUAGGCUUUUUUUCCUUUCUUCUUUCUUUCUUGGAUCUGUUGCCGUGAUCAUCAUCGAUCUUAACUAUGUUGAUUUCAUUCAAGUUUACGUUUCAUGUUCAUUCAGUUACAUAGUAGCAGUGCUUUAUACAUGGUUUAA